CACUGGACACUAUAUGUAUGUCUAAUAGACACGCCGACGCCCUUGGCGACUAUUUUACAGAAAAAACACACGUCAAACGUGAUAAUCGGAUCUGUAAUGCCUUGGAAAAGUCAUAUGUUUUAUUUCAUAGUGACGGUGACUCUCGUGUCCUUACAGCUUUGUAAUGGACAAGCUGUUGAUUCAGAGGUUGGUGUGCAAAGGCCUUCAUCAUCAUCAGGCAGCGUUCACUUCAGAAGUGUGGUGUCUGAUGUUGAACCUGAAUCUUUGGCCUCAGCACGACGUGGCUCACUUGUCUUCAAGUUUGACGGACAGAGGCACCAAAACUGGACUCCAGUGUUCCACAACCUGAUGCACGCAAAACUGAAGCGCUUGGAUCCAUCGGUACAAUGUAGUGACAACUUGAUGACUCUGAAGGUCAGAGGGGUCAGAGCUCCUCACUUUCUCGUGGAUAGUGGUGAAGGGCAUCUUAUUCCUUUGUCUCAAAUGCCUCCUAAAUGUGGCUUCUCUGUGAAGAGGUCCCGCAGAGAUGUGCGCUUUGCUGCACCCUACCAGAGCUGCAAUGUUACCCAGCAGGGUGGUGAUUAUGUGCUACCACUGCGUUUAUGGGGGGCACCAAUGACACUCUCCUGCCCUGCUGUGUUACCACCACCCACUGUUUCCUGCUUCCCAUCUGGGAUGGUGCUAAAGAUAAGUGGUAUUACAGCAAAUGAACUCAACGUUAAAGUGUCUGGCACGUGGAAAUCUCUUUCAAUGGUCUGUAGCAGUUGUGGGAUUGCUGUUGAAGUCCUCCCUGGAGGACUGACUCUCACUGCACCCUACAACAGAGGCUUGUGCAUAGAGACUAAGGGUGAAAAGUAUUUACUCACUCUUCUGUUGGCGGAUGUUGGGCUCUUAGUCACAUGCCCUUCAUUACUGGAUACCAAGCCUACCACAACAACUAAGCCUACCACAACAACUACGCCUCCCAGGGAUAGUGGCCAAAGCCAGCAGUAUCCUCAGUACCCACAGUUUCCAAUGUUUCCUCAGUACCCAGUGUUUCCUCAGCCUCCAGCACUCACUCCUCCUCCUCCUCUCCUUCCCAUGCGUACAGUGGCACCUUCGCCACAAGGUCCACAGCUUCCCUCAAGCUCUAAUACUGAAGCACCUCCAGCUGAGCAUAAUGCAUUUCCAUUCAUGCCACAGUAUCCACAGUUCCUACAGUACCCUCUGUUUCCCAAACCUGUACCACCAACGCAACCUGCUAUUGCUAAUGAAAACACUGCUGCUCCUCUGGCCCAAUUACCUCAGAUGCCGCAGUCUCCAGAGUAUCCAUUUUCUUUUUUCCCACAGUUCCCUAUGGCACCUGGAAUUUUCCAUCCAACUACCCCUCCUCCUCCUCCUCCUGCCACAAGCACAGAGGCUUUGGUAACCACACCUGCCACUAGCAUUAAGCAUGAUGGGAAGCCUUGUGUUCACCAGCAGCCACCGCUUCUAAUGCCCCCUCAGUAUCCUUUACUGCCAGACCCUGAACCCUCACUGCCUCCACAAGGUCAAAGUCAAGCUGUUCAGGAUCCCAAACCAUAUCAUGUGUACCCUCAGACCUACCAGAUCCCCGUGUUGUAUCCUCCUCCAAAGUAUCCUUCUCAAAGACAAAAUACUCAAACUGCUGCUCCUACUACCACCUCAGCAACCAGUGCAGCCAACACCCUAAAACCUGCUGCCCAAAAGCCAUUUUAUUACCCACACCCUUAUAUGCCAGCAUAUUAUGUUCCUCCGCACACUGCCAUGCCGGUAUUUCCUGAUCCUCCGGGUACACCUCCUGCAAACUCGGCUCCAUCUGACAAGCAGGAACAUCAGCCUAUCUAUGCCAUGCCUCCAUUCUAUUAUUACCGUUCUCAUCAAAGACCAAAAAGAGCUGCAAGACACUCGUAAAGGUUGUGCUGAUGGCUCCCAGGAACAUCAGACUCUCCUUUUUAUGUGUUUUUAGUUUGGUUAACUUCACAGAUGACCCUCUAUGGACACACUCCUUGAAAUAGAAAUGGACUGAAAUGAUAUUACAAUAAAGGGCAAGGUUAUUGCCUGAACUUG
Larimichthys crocea (large yellow croaker) is the source of this 2067-nucleotide messenger RNA. RefSeq names its product vegetative cell wall protein gp1. The transcript is spliced from 6 exons. Bases 97 to 1911 code for a protein of 604 amino acids. Lineage: Eukaryota; Metazoa; Chordata; Actinopteri; Sciaenidae. The record is from RefSeq and is a predicted model, not a curated record.